GCGGGGAGCGGAGCCCUCAGUCCCUACCAGCGCACAGCUAGGCGUUGCUCGCCCUACGGGUCGAGGAGCGCGGUGGCGGCGGGUGAUCGUACCUGGGGACUUGGUUCGGAGGGACGUUGGCUUCUGGCAGCCGGAUUAAAGACAGAACCUUUGGGUGGCCCAGAGAAAGGAAAGCUGACUUGAGGCCCAGCUCUCAGAUUUCUGUGGAGACACUGCCUGCUCAUCGAUAUCAUGGCCCUCCACCCCCGCAGAGUUCGGCUGAAGCCCUGGCUGGUGGCCCAAGUGGAUAGUGGCCUGUACCCGGGGCUCAUCUGGCUACACAGGGACUCCAAACGCUUCCAGAUCCCCUGGAAACAUGCCACUCGGCACAGCCCCCAGCAAGAGGAGGAGAACACCAUUUUCAAGGCCUGGGCUGUGGAGACAGGGAAAUACCAGGAAGGGGUGGAUGACCCUGACCCAGCUAAAUGGAAGGCCCAGCUCCGCUGUGCUCUCAACAAGAGCAGAGAAUUCAACCUGAUGUAUGAUGGAACCAAGGAGGUGCCCAUGAACCCAGUGAAGAUAUAUCAAGUGUGUGACAUCCCCCAGCCCCAGGGCUCGAUCAUUAACCCAGGAUCCACUGGGUCUGCUCCUUGGGAUGAGAAAGACAAUGAUGUGGAUGAAGAAGAUGAGGAGGAUGAGCUGGACCAGUCACAGCACCACGUCCCCAUUCAGGACACCUUCCCCUUCCUGAACAUCAAUGGUUCUCCCAUAGCACCAGCCAGCGUGGGCAACUGCAGCCCUGAAGCAGUGUGGCCCAAAACGGAACCUCUGGAGAUGGAAGUGCCCCAGGCACCUGUACAGCCUUUCUACGGCUCUCCAGAGCUGUGGAUCAGCUCACUCCCAAUGACUGACCUGGACAUCAAGUUUCAGUACCGUGGGAAGGAGUAUGGGCAGACCAUGACUGUGAGCAACCCCCAAGGCUGCCGGCUCUUCUAUGGGGACCUGGGUCCCAUGCCUGACCAGGAGGAGCUCUUUGGUCCUAUCAGCCUGGAACAGGUCAAGUUCCCCGGGCCGGAGCACAUCACCAAUGAGAAGCAGAAGCUGUUCACCAGCAAGCUGCUAGAUGUCAUGGAUAGAGGACUGAUUCUGGAGGUCAGCGGGCACGCCAUCUAUGCCAUCAGGCUGUGCCAGUGCAAGGUGUACUGGUCUGGGCCAUGUGCCCCAUCACUUGUUGCCCCCAAUCUGAUUGAGAGACAAAAGAAAGUCAAACUGUUUUGUCUGGAAACCUUCCUGAGUGAUCUCAUUGCCCACCAGAAAGGACAGAUAGAGAAGCAGCCACCAUUUGAAAUCUACUUAUGCUUUGGGGAAGAAUGGCCAGACGGGAAACCCCAGGAAAGGAAACUCAUCUUGGUUCAGGUCAUUCCAGUGGUGGCUCGGAUGAUCUACGAGAUGUUUUCUGGUGACUUCACACGAUCCUUUGACAGUGGCAGCGUCCGCCUGCAGAUCUCAACUCCAGACAUCAAGGAUAACAUCGUUGCUCAGCUGAAGCAGCUGUACCGCAUCCUGCAAACCCAGGAAAGCUGGCAGCCCAUGCAGCCUACCCCCAGCAUGCAACUGCCCCCUGCCCUGCCAGCUCAGUAAUCAUGAAUGCCAUCUUCCUUCUCUUUUUUAUAAUAUUGUACAUAUGGAUAUUUUUUAUUUUUCAGAUUUAACCAGCUUUCAAAAGCCUUUCUUCUAACAAUAUUAGUAGUCUCUGACUCUUCAAGUAUGUCUAGCUUUUAAAGUUGAUUUAAUUUAUGAAAAAAAUCACCCUUCAUACUUUCCUCUUCUUUAAACCUCCCAAGGUAGUAUAAUGUAGUAUCAAUAGAAGGAGAUUUAGCCUGGGAGUUUGGACAACAGGGUUCUAACUGCAGCUUUGCUUCCAGUGGGGUGGCGUUGAACCAAGUCAUUUAACCUCUGGGCUUUAUAUUCGUUACUGUAAAGUGAAGGAGUUAGAAUGAUGCCUGAAAUAAUGCCAGCUUUAAGACUCUGACUUGAUGACUUCAUUCUAUUUGUACAAGGCAAAACCGCCUGGAACAGAACCCUUCUGCCUUGUUCUUGCGCCAUGUUUUUUUUCUUUUUCUUUUUUGCUUUCAUUAAAGUCCCCUGAAGCACUGA
This is a messenger RNA of Odocoileus virginianus texanus, 2136 nucleotides long. RefSeq names its product interferon regulatory factor 6 (gene IRF6). Gene Ontology annotation, cellular component: nucleus. NCBI's taxonomy places the organism in Eukaryota, Metazoa, Chordata, Mammalia, Artiodactyla, Cervidae. Gene Ontology annotation, biological process: regulation of transcription by RNA polymerase II; immune system process. Gene Ontology annotation, molecular function: protein binding; RNA polymerase II cis-regulatory region sequence-specific DNA binding; DNA-binding transcription factor activity, RNA polymerase II-specific. The record is from RefSeq and is a predicted model, not a curated record.